AUGAUUGCUUCUUCCACCAGGUUAAUAAGGCGGCGAGGGCCUGCCGCCUCUACUAUUCUUCGAUCUUGGCCCUGUCACACCUCAUAUCGAUGCUUGUCUCAAUGGAGGGGCCCUAGACAAUCGCAUUGGAGUCCUGAAAGCACACGGAACCGGCUGGUGACGAGACGGAGUUUACACUCCCCGAAAGUGUCGGAUGAUGAGAUUGCGACACUGGCUCGACAACAUCAACAUCCUCUGUGUCUCGCAGACCUCGUGAGACACGGCCGGCCUCCUCUAUCCUCCAAGUCCCUCCUCUCAUCCGCCAAUUUCGCCCUUUCUCUUCUUCCCGUGCGCCUCGCCCAUCGUAUCCAAGCGCUUCGCAACCUUCCUUACAUUGUCGUUGCGAACCCGAACAUCUCACGUAUAUACAACAACUAUCUCCAUUCUUUAUCAAUACUCCUUCCAUACUGGCACGCGACCCGUGAAGGACGACCAAUCUCGACUCUCGAAGACGAGAUACGCUUCACGAAUGUACUGGCCGAGCUCGUUGCGACACACACCGAUACUAUCCCCAUUCUUGCAAAGGGCUUCCUCGAAUGUCGACGGUAUAUAUCUCCCGAAGAGGUCACAAAAUUCCUCGACCAGCACCUCCGCGCUCGAAUCGGUACGCGCCUCAUUGCGGAGCAGCAUAUUGCACUACAUUUCAGUUCUCAGCCGCACUUUGACCCCAAUGCUAGUCCAACACCGUGCCCUGAUGAUCCCUCGUACAUUGGAGUCAUCGACACAGCUCUUCGCCCUGCACAAAUAGUAGAGUCAUGUGCUGGCUUCGUCGCUGAUAUCUGUGAGCUUCGAUAUGGCGUCCGGCCUCUUCUCUAUAUUCAUGGCGAGCCAGACACCACAUUCGCAUUUGUCCCUAUGCACCUCGAGUACAUAGUUACUGAACUGCUGAAAAAUGCUUUCCGUGCUACAAUUGAGAACAAGUCUAACGAACCUGUAAUCGUCACGAUCGCACCAGAGCCUGCAUUGACUGAAGAACCCUCAACAACAUCUUUGUCAAAUUCAUCGACCAAAGACAGUGAUUUGCCCUCAAAGGACAGCCGAAACGCCACCAAUAACGAUGCGAUAGUCCCUCUAGAUGAUAAUGCUCCUGGAGUGACGAUUCGUAUUCGCGAUCGUGGUGGCGGGAUUCCACCAGAGGUCAGCCCGAAUAUCUGGUCAUACUCAUUCACCACCUUCUCCGACGACAUGGAUGACUUCCCAGGAGAUGGCAAUGGUGGCGACGGUCUCAGUGCGAUAUCAACUGCCAGCACUGGUGGUAGUUCCAUUGCAGGUCUGGGAUACGGACUACCUCUGAGCAGGGCGUACGCCGAGUACUUUGGAGGUGGCAUCGCGGUGCAGAGUCUAUAUGGAUGGGGAACGGAUGUAUACCUACGAUUAAAGGGCGUUGGAAACCUGGGUAAGAAGUAG
Molecule: messenger RNA, 1446 nt
Organism: Fusarium odoratissimum NRRL 54006
Lineage: Eukaryota; Fungi; Ascomycota; Sordariomycetes; Hypocreales; Nectriaceae
Exons: 2
Coding region: 1-1446 (481 amino acids)
Biological process (GO): regulation of glucose metabolic process; protein phosphorylation
Cellular component (GO): mitochondrion
Molecular function (GO): pyruvate dehydrogenase (acetyl-transferring) kinase activity
Source: RefSeq, a predicted model, not a curated record